AAAAAAAAAAUGAACUGUGUUAAUUUACGGAAGAAUUAGUGAAUGCGUUUUCAUUAGUAUACACUUGUGAUAAUGGCUAUGCAUUUAUAUAGAUCUUACUAGAACAAAAUAAUACAAAUCCAGUAACAAAUUUAUUAUUAUGAUUAGCCAUUAAGACUGUAUAAUAAAGCAAAAAUGUCAGAAAAGACCAAUUUGGAGUCAGUUCCGAAUGUGAAGAAGGUUACUAAAUUAAUACCUCCUGAUGGAGGAUGGGGGUGGAUGGUUUUGAUAGGGACAGCACUUUCUAAUAUUUUUAAUCAAUCUAUGCUGUCCUUGUUCAGUUUAUUAUAUGGAGAUGCAUUAGAGGCUAUGGGUCACCGGACCCAAGGCGCCGCCGUAGUGUUAAGUACUAUGUUAUUUGUAACAAAUUUUGGUGGCCCUAUAGCUGGCGCAAUAGUAAAAUUAUCUACUCCUAGAAAAGUAGCAUUAAUAGGAGCAUGUUCGUGUACACUAGGCAUUUUUCUCAGUGGAUUUUCAACGAAUAUAUGGCAUCUGACUAUUACUUAUGGAUUUCUUUUAGGUUUAGGCUUGGGUUUCAUUCAAAAUUCGUCAUUUGUAGCUAUAAAUAGCUAUUUCAAGCUCAGAAAGAGCCAAGCAGUGGGUUUGGCAAAUGUGGGAACAGGUGUGGGACAGACUUUAAUGCCUCAUUUAGUGAGAUAUCUCUUGGAAAAUUACGGUUUCCGAGGCGCAUGUUUACUUCUGUCUUCUUUGAGCUUGCAUGGGAUAGCUGGAUGCUUACUAAUUCAUCCUGUAGAGUGGCACAUGAAAAAAGUUGAAGAGGAAGUCGUUGUAGAUGAGAGGCUACAGUUAUUAGAAGAUAAACAUAAAAAUAUAGUCAUAAAAAGAGAUUCAAAAAUCCUUGCCGAAUUAAACGCAAAUGGAGAAAGAAGACCCACAGACCCUAAUUUAAAUGAAAACCUUAAAGAAAUCAAUGGCACAAGAAAUCGUAAAUCUGAUAGUUAUAAAGAGAUAACAUCUGAUGUGAAUGAUAUAAACGGUAACGGAUUACCCGAGAAAAAGAGUUGGUUAAAGAAAUUAUACGAUUUAUUCGAUAUCUCGUUAUUGUCGAGUCCUCGCUUCUUGAACAUAAUUAUUGGAACUGCGCUGUCUGUGACAUCAAUACAGAACUUCAGCAUGCUGUUCCCGUUUUUCCUACAGAAAGUAGCCGAGUUAGAUAAGCAACAAACAGCAUUUUGCAUGUCGGCGAUCGCGAGUGCGGAUAUUUGUGGCCGUCUUAUUUUGCCGGUAUUCCAAGACAAGUAUAGGAUAAAAGCAAGAUGGAUGCUGAUAAUGACUUGUGUUUGGCUGAUUAUCACCAGGCAAAUACUGGCAUACCAAACAAAAUUCGAGGUGUUGAUCUUGAUGUCCUGUCUUUACGGAUUUGGUAGGAGUAUGGUGAUAGUAGCUAGAAAUAUUGCGAUCUCAGAACACUGCAGGGUUGACCAAGUCCCUGCUGCUGUUGGUCUUGGAAUGUUGACGAUGGGUAUUAUUGUACCUCCUGCUGGCUAUUUCCUCGGCUGGAUCAGAGACUACACGGGCAGUUACAUUGUGUGUAUAACAGCACAAAACUUAUUUUUGGUUGUGUUGCUUGUAAUGUGGAUACCAGACAUGUUACUUUUAUAUAUAGCAGAGAAAAGAAAUCAGAAAAUUGCUGUAGAACAAAUACAGAUGACUUAAAGAAUUGAGUACUGGUUUAUAAUUCUGCAGACUUGAUACAGAAAAGUUUUUUAGCAAUAUUGAUAAAUAUGCAAAGAACUUAAAAAGUAUGUAUCCAAGAUUGGCUGUGAAGAAAUUGUUACAGGAAUAUAGGAUUUUAUUACCAGCUGUUAUUUUUAUGACGGAUCUUAAUGUAAUAUAUAAUAAUUUAUAAAAUAGUUAAGUAGCAAUUCCGACUUGAAUAAAUAGCAUAUAUGCUAUUACCUACAUUUGUCAGUGUUAUUUGUGAUAACUACCUAGUCUAAUAUAUUGUAGGUAUAC
Molecule: messenger RNA, 2016 nt
Organism: Achroia grisella
Lineage: Eukaryota; Metazoa; Arthropoda; Insecta; Lepidoptera; Pyralidae
Product: monocarboxylate transporter 9-like
Exons: 9
Coding region: 175-1716 (513 amino acids)
Biological process (GO): monocarboxylic acid transport; transmembrane transport
Molecular function (GO): monocarboxylic acid transmembrane transporter activity
Source: RefSeq, a predicted model, not a curated record